Molecule: messenger RNA, 1020 nt
Organism: Fusarium vanettenii 77-13-4
Lineage: Eukaryota; Fungi; Ascomycota; Sordariomycetes; Hypocreales; Nectriaceae
Exons: 1
Coding region: 1-1020 (339 amino acids)
Molecular function (GO): oxidoreductase activity
Source: RefSeq, a predicted model, not a curated record
AUGGCGACCACUAUGCAAAUAUGGCAAUACUCCAGCCCCGUUGAGAAAAUCGAGGACUCCUUGGCCAUCAAGGAUCAAGUUCCUAUUCCUCCACACUCCUCAUUGGGCAAAGAUGAAAUGCUCAUCAAAGUCAUCACGGCUUCCAUCAGCCCAGUCGACUACAAGCUUCCCGAGUCGGGCAUCAUUGGAAGGAUCAUGAUUCCCAACCCUGCAACGCCAGGACUCGACUUUUGUGGUCGUGUUGUCCACAAACAUUCCUCGAUAACCGGAUUUGAAGAAGGCCAACUCGUAUUUGGAAGCCACGCAGGUCAUAACCAGUUGGGAACGCUUGCACAGUAUACUGUUGUCUCUGCAGCCUGCUGCGCGCUGCUUCCAGAGGGUAUCGAUCCAGACGAUGGCGCUGCUGUAGGAACAGCGGCAACCACUGCGUAUCAAUCCUUGAUGCCGGAUAAGCUACCACCAGCUGCGAAUGUCUUCAUUAAUGGAGGCAGUGGCGGUGUUGGAACAUGGGCUAUUCAGCUUGCCAAGGCCAUGGGCGCCAAAAUCUCAACAACCUGCUCAACAAAAAACCUGGAUCUAUGUCAACGUCUUGGCGCCGACCACAUCAUUGACUACACCAAGAAUGAUGUUAUCGAAUUCCUGAAGGAUCAAGGUGCUGUCUACGACCUUGUGAUUGACAACGUGGGAAAUCGACCAGAACUUUACGACAACAGCCACCUGAUGCUCAAGGCCGGUGGAACAUUUGUUCAAGUUGGUGUUGGGGAGUCUAUGUCACUGAAGGGCGUCGCAUCUACCAUGAAGAAGCAGAUCUGGCCGUUUGGAACCCCUCGCUUUUACUUUGUCAAUAUGAAGAACUCGGCCGAGUUUUUCCAGGUCAUUGGGCGGUGGCUGGCAGAAGGCAGGGUGAAGCCAGUGAUCGCGGCCCAGUUUGAUUGGAAGGAUGUUCCAGAAGCUUUCCGACUGCUGCGAGAGGGUCGUUCUGCUGGAAAGAUUGUGGUCAAUGUCAGUCAAGAUUUGUAA